AGAAUGAUGCACAGAAAGCACAGAAAUUCUAAGGAGCUGUCUCGCCUUACGUUUAUCCCAGCGCCUUCCGUCGUAGUCGCCUGCCGACAUGAUGUUUCCGUAGAAAUAUGUGAGACGCCGAGUUAUGAUACCGUCCUAUGUACGUUAACUGCUCGAAAAACAAGAAGAGAGCAACUCCACUGUCCAACAACGACAACGGUACAAGCGUCUGACGUAUAUAUCUACCAUGCGUUGGUGGUGCCGCAGUUACCUCAACGCCAGGUUGGGAAAAUGAUGCGCGGGAAGCGCAGUACAUUUGAGGAAAUGUAUUACUUCAUGCAAAUUGGCAUUUUCCGCUCGCACGAAGUGCUGCGGCGUGUGGAGAGCAGGGAGCACCUCCUCACACUGACGUCGGCUUGUACAGUGCGGUUCACCCAAGCAUCAGAUCUCAGAUAGCAUCAGAAGAAAGGCUCACAUUAUUCUCGUGUCAUUCAAUGCCAUCGCUUGGAAAAGUCAGAAAGUGCGGCAUACGUCAGCUUAUUGCAACACACCUACCUACGCCAAAGGCCGUUGUAGGCCAUGUCAGAGGCGACGGGAAGAUGACACGAGUCGCAAAUCUUGAAGAAACUGGUAUAUUUCUGAGGCUGUGGUUGCCCAGCAGGCUGCAUUGAAGAUAGGAGACGGUGGUGGUUAGAGAU
This is a messenger RNA of Phanerochaete carnosa HHB-10118-sp, 677 nucleotides long. RefSeq lists its product as uncharacterized. Lineage: Eukaryota; Fungi; Basidiomycota; Agaricomycetes; Polyporales; Phanerochaetaceae. The transcript has a single exon. The coding region runs from base 4 to 435 and encodes 143 amino acids. The record is from RefSeq and is a predicted model, not a curated record.